AUGGCGGGCGGGUACGCAGCUACGGCGGGUGCCAAGUUCAGGAGGCUCAGUGGUGAGCCGAUUCCCUGCAGCAUCCCCGCCAGGUGCACAGUAAACCAAGCGAGGCCCAUACUGGCCAAGUGCGUGGGUGGCGGAUCCUUGCGGCUCAUUUCCGAGUCAGGCCGCUUUUUGGAGGGCCACGAUGAGAUUCCGGAGGAAGGCAACGUGCAGGUGCAGGUGGCAAGCAUCGCUCCAGGAGCCUGGUUUACCCUGUACAGCAGCGCCUUCGCAGGAUUUGACGAGGUGGCUCUCCGCGAAGCUCUAACCCAGGCUUGGCCGGGUGAUGGCCCAGAAGGCGACUACGAAGACGUUUCUCGAGUUCGACCAGAGGUACGGGACUGGCAAGAUCAGUGCCAGCAGGUCCUCCGCCAGGCAGUGAUCCAAAGCGCAGGCGAGUGGGCGGACUUCUGGACUUUCGGGCAAAGUGCCGACUCCUAUGGUGAUUCGUAUGUCCGCCCGCCAUACCGCACCAUGCCCCCCAGCGUGGACUUGAUGGUCAAUGACGUGAAGAGGUGGCAGGAGCUCCUGCUGACCCUGGAGGAUGACUUUGCGCAGUUGCGCUCGAGGUGCGGUGGGCUGGGCUCCUGUGAGCACAUCGAGACAGCCGUCGCCUUUCUGCUACGACAUUCCCCGAAUUUCAGCACAGACGUGACAUGGGUGAUCGGUUUUGAGAUGUGGUAUCGGCCACUUGCGACGCUGGUACGAUGGUACUUGAGCUCAGCGGGGUUCGAGGAAUGUGACUCAGACCUUCUGGAUUGUGUGGACAAUGCCAUCACGGGCUUUGGCAGCUACACGGUGCCCAAGGAUGCUCCAGUCGUCGUUAGGCGGCAGGCGGCCAAGCACCUCAAGCUACAAGUGCCGGAGGUGAACUCCACAGCAGAUUGGCUUCGAGAGCGGGUGAAGCUCAAGAUGUCUCUGCAGAGUCCAGAGCCUGCGCUGGAGUGCGGCGAUCCCCACCUCGACUUCAUCGAGGCAGUCGACGCUUCCCGCAGCCCCGGACGGGCGGCGAAGAUGAAAUACGCCUUGGCCCGCUGCCGCGAGGAUGCUUGGGCGCCUCUGGAGUUCCGGCAUCUUGAGGAAUGGCGCGAGUACAUCCUGGGCCAUCAGGUCCGCAAAGGCUUCCGCCAGCAUGACGCAUACGGGAAGCAAUCCCGUGAGCGCUACCCUUUGGAAGACAAGACGAAAGCAACCUUCCUGUCACUACUGGCUGAGGCCAACACGGAGGAGCCCAUAGAGCUUCGCGCCUGCCGGGCAUAUUUGGAUGUCCUUUUUUUCCAUCCGUUCGAUGACGGAAACAGUCGCUUGGCGCGUUUAGUCUUCGACUUCGUGCUGACCCGAGAUGGCUACACCCUGCAGAAGGUGGAUCCUGUCUUCAUGUUUUCCAAGAGCGCGAAAGAUGGGGAGGGCGCGCUGAGGCUUGUUGAGAUGGUAGGGAAGCUCUUAGCCAAGCAGCGCGUUGAUUGGGACGCUCCGUUGAAGGCUUGGGUAGCUGCCCAUCCGCAUCCAGGACUCUCCUGGCAAGUGAACCGAUGGUUCUGCAGCCAGAGCUUUCCCGAAGACGUCCCGCCUUGA
Molecule: messenger RNA, 1611 nt
Organism: Symbiodinium natans
Lineage: Eukaryota; Dinophyceae; Suessiales; Symbiodiniaceae
Source: the annotation of a GenBank genome assembly